This is a messenger RNA of Dromiciops gliroides (monito del monte), 2461 nucleotides long. RefSeq names its product aldehyde dehydrogenase 3 family member B1 (gene ALDH3B1). The record is from RefSeq and is a predicted model, not a curated record. Gene Ontology annotation, cellular component: cytoplasm. Lineage: Eukaryota; Metazoa; Chordata; Mammalia; Microbiotheria; Microbiotheriidae. The transcript has 11 exons. Gene Ontology annotation, biological process: aldehyde metabolic process. The coding region runs from base 363 to 1772 and encodes 469 amino acids. Gene Ontology annotation, molecular function: aldehyde dehydrogenase (NAD+) activity.
AGCUGUGGGUCUCCCAGAGAAGACAAGGAGAUUCACCCGCCCUCCUCAUUGCACACAAGGUGGGUGAGCCACCUCCAGCCUUCCCCCAGGACCUUUCCCGGGUGCAGGGAUGGGCACCUCAUCAGGAGAUGCUGCCUGGGAGGAGCAGGCCAGCCUCAGGAUACCAUCCAGAAGCACCAACCUCUGCAGAUAGAACGAAUCUGACAGGGACCGACCACCGGAACCCGACCUUCCGCUGCAGAAUAACAGUUCUCCCCUUUCCAGACGAUUUUACAGAAAGCUUUCCUCAUCACAGUCCUGGGAGGCAGGUGGCGCAAGGGUCGAAAGCUCAGUCCGACAUAGGAGGAAACUGACACAAAAGGAUGAAUCCCUUCACGGACACCCUGCAGAGCCUCCGAGACGCCUUCAGCUCCGGGAGAACCCGCCCGGCAGAGUUCCGAGUUGCCCAGCUAGAGGGGCUGAGCCGCUUUCUGAAAGAGAACCGAGAUGCCCUCCUGGCUGCCCUGGCCCAGGAUCUACACAAGCCUCCCUUUGAAUCAGAGAUAUCUGAAAUCAGCAUCUGUCAGAGUGAAAUUAACCUGGCCCUGAACAGUCUGCACAGCUGGAUGAAGGAUGAGCAUGUGCCUAAAAACCUGGCCACCCAACUGGACACAGCCUUUAUCCGGAGGGAGCCCUACGGUGUGGUCCUCAUCAUUGCCCCCUGGAACUACCCUCUGAACCUCGUGCUUGUUCCUCUGAUCGGGGCCAUCGCAGCAGGCAACUGUGUGAUGUUAAAGCCCUCAGAAAUGAGCAAGAGUGUGGAGAAGGUCAUUAGCGAGGUGCUGCCCAGCUACCUGGACAAGAAUUGCUUUGCGGUAGUGCUGGGAGGACCCCAGGAGACCUCCGCCCUCCUGGAGAACAAAUUUGACUACAUCUUCUUCACAGGGAAUCCCUCGGUGGGCCGGCUCGUCAUGGCGGCUGCCUCCCAGUACCUGACCCCCAUCACGCUGGAGCUGGGAGGUAAGAACCCAUGUUACGUGGACGACAACUGUGACCCCCAGAACGUGGCCAACCGAGUGGCCUGGUUCCGCUUCUUCAACGCGGGACAGACAUGUGUGGCCCCAGAUUACGUCCUGUGCAGCCGGCAGACGCAGGAGAAGCUGCUGCCCGCCCUGCAACGGGCGGUCACCCAGUUCUAUGGGAAGGAUCCCCAGAGUUCCCCAGACCUGGGCCGCAUCAUCAAUGACAAGCAUUUCCAGAGGCUCCGAGGCCUGCUGGGCAGUGGCCAAGUAGCCAUCGGCGGCCAGUCAGACGAGCAGGAACGCUACAUUGCCCCCACAGUGCUGGUGGACGUGAAGGAGUCGGACCCCGUGAUGCAGGAGGAGAUCUUUGGGCCGAUCUUACCCAUCCUGAAUGUGCAGAGCAUGGAUGAGGCCAUUGCUUUCAUCAGGAAGAGAGAGAAGCCCCUGGCCCUGUACACCUUCUCCAACAACUCCGAGGUGGUGCGCCAGAUGUUGGAGCGGACCAGCAGCGGGGGCUUCUGUGGGAACGAUGGCUUCAUGCACCUGACCCUGACCACGCUGCCCUUUGGAGGCGUUGGAAACAGCGGGAUGGGCAUGUAUCAUGGCAAGUUCAGCUUUGAUACGUUCUCGCAUCAGCGCAGCUGCCUCCUUCGGAGCUCGGGCCUGGAGAAGCUGAACUCCCUUCGGUACCCACCCUAUGCCCAGCGCAGCCUGGGGCUACUGCUCUCCACCGUGGAGAUCAGCCGCAAGGGCCAGUGCACGCUCCUGUGAGCUGGGGGCCGCCCCUUCUGUCCUCCUGCCUGGGCAGCCUUCCCUUGGGUCUCCGUGGCAGGGCGGAGAUGAACUUGUCGUGGGGGCUGGGCAGGGGCAGGAGACCCCUUGGACUGGGUCUUCCAGCCCCACUGGCUGUCGGUCUUCCUGUACCUGGGGCCGAGGGGCCUGUGGGCUCCCUGGUGCUGCCCAGUUCUAAGUAAAGGCUUUGUGGGGAACCCAAAUGCAGCUCUCUGAUUAUUGAGCUGAGCCCCAAGCCAGGCUGGGGCCCCGGCUCAGUUUUAGGCACCACACAUUAAGAGGGACAAAGACCGUGCCCUUGAGUAGGGCUGGCUGGAGGAACUGGGGAGGGACGGGGAAGCCGGGCUUGUGAGAGGUUUCCCUUUGGGUUUUCAUCUGUACCCUGAGGACCUGGACUGCGUGACUGCUACACAUCUUCCUGCACCAGAUUUCUCUUCUGCCGAGGGCCAGAGGGAAGCUGACUCAGGCUUGGUGUUGGAGCAGCCCCAGAGAGGAAGGAACUGUCCUCUAAGAAAGGGUCAGCUGACCACUUCUGCAUGGUCGGUCUGAAUAGAGCUCCCUUUUGAUUCUGCACCUGCAGUGGAGCUGUUUCUUUUUUGUGAGGCAAUGGGGGUUAAGUGACUUGCCCAGGGUCACACAGCUAGUAAGGGUUAAGUGUCUGAGGUGGA